AGAUAAUAAUUUUUAAAGGCAAUUAAACGGCCGCGAGCUUUGCGCUGUCGGAUGCCGAGGACGGCUCGUCUGCGCUGACGCUUGGGUUCAAAUCCUCAGUCUGAAACGCAGGGGUGUCCUCCCCCCCUUUUAUUUAAGCUCUGCAUCUUUACAAAGGCGCAUCUCUCCCGGCCUCGCAGAGACAGCUGUAAUUUCUUUUUCUCUGCUGCUUUUCUUCUGAUUCUGGGAGAUUUGAUGGGAUUUCGCUGUCUGAAAGGAUCGCAGCACGGCUACUUCCAUAUGCAGUGCCAGGCUGUUGCUGUUAGUGGUCUGUGAUCGAUGCGUAAAAAGGGGGGAAAAAAUCAAAGCUAAACUGUGACAGACUGAACUUCAGCUUUAUUGAUGGUGCAAGCAACCAAAAGGGCAGACCCCCAAGACUUGAAGACUGUUUUUCUGAAGUAUGCCAGCGUGGUGCAGGAUGGAGAGCAUUACAUGACCCCCAAGGACUUUGUGCAGCAUUACCUGGGUCUGCAUACACAGCCUCAACACAAUCCCAAAACUGUGGCGCUGAUAGCCGGAGUGGCUGACACCACCAAGGAUGGAUUGAUCUCUUUCCAGGAGUUUCUGGCCUUUGAGGCAGUUCUAUGUGCCCCCGAUGCCCUGUUCAUAGUUGCCUUUCAGCUGUUUGACAAGACUGGUACAGGGAACAUCUCAUUUGAGAAUGUACGUGACAUCUUCAGCCAGACUACAGUCCAUCACCACAUUCCCUUCAACUGGGACUGUGAGUUCAUCAGGCUACACUUUGGCCAUGAAAGGAACAAGAACCUCAGCUACACAGAGUUCACCCAAUUUCUGCAGGAGCUGCAGCUUGAGCACGCCCGCCAGGCUUUCGCACAAAAAGACAAGAGCAAAAGCGGCACCAUCACUGCCUUGGACUUCAGUGACAUCAUGGCCACCAUCAGGCACCACAUGCUGACUCCGUUUGUCGAGGAAAAUCUGGUUUCAGCUGCGGGAGGGAGCACCUCCCACAUGGUGAGCUUCUCCUACUUCAAUGCCUUCAAUGCUCUCCUGAACAACAUGGAGCUGAUCCGCAAGAUUUACAGCACGGUGACGGGCACGCACAAAGACACUCUCGUCACCAAAGAGGAGUUUGUUCAUGCUGCAAAUAAGUUUGGUCAAAUCACUCCGAUGGAAAUUGACAUCCUGUAUCAGCUCGUUGGUCUCCACUCUCACUCCGGGCGGCUGAACCACGCAGACAUCGAGAGAGUUGCCCCACUGGAGGAAGGAGACAUGCCAUACCACCUAGCAGAGAGCCACAGACAGCACGCUCACGAAACGUCUCGACCCAUCUGGCUCCAGGCUGCGGAGUCUGCCUACAGGUUUUCUCUGGGCUCAAUCGCUGGAGCUGCCGGCGCUACGGCUGUGUACCCUAUUGACCUGGUGAAGACGCGCAUGCAGAACCAGCGCUCCACUGGCUCCUUUGUAGGAGAGCUGAUGUACAAGAGCAGCUUCGACUGCGCAAAGAAAGUGCUCCGUUACGAGGGCUUCUUCGGCUUUUACAGAGGUCUCCUCCCGCAGCUCAUUGGCGUUGCCCCGGAGAAAGCUAUCAAACUCACGGUGAACGAUUUUGUCAGAGACAAGUUCACCAACCAGGAUGAUACCAUCCCUCUUCCUGCAGAGAUUCUGGCUGGUGGAUGUGCUGGAGGCUCCCAGGUGAUUUUCACCAAUCCUCUGGAGAUUGUUAAGAUCCGUCUGCAGGUGGCUGGAGAGAUCACUACUGGCCCAAGGGUCAGUGCCCUGACUGUUGUGAGGGACCUGGGCUUCUUUGGCCUCUACAAGGGAGCCAAAGCUUGCUUCCUGCGUGACAUUCCCUUCUCCGCCAUCUACUUCCCCGUUUAUGCCCACACCAAGGGGAAGCUGGCAGAUGACGAUGGAAGGCUGGGGCCUCUGCAGCUGCUCACUGCUGGAGCUAUUGCAGGUGUACCAGCAGCUUCGUUGGUGACCCCUGCUGAUGUCAUCAAGACCAGGCUCCAGGUGGCAGCCCGAGCAGGCCAGACGACGUAUAACGGAGUCAUCGACUGCUUUAGGAAGAUCCUCAAGGAGGAAGGUUUCAGAGCAUUUUGGAAGGGCGCAGGAGCUCGCGUCUUUAGAUCAUCACCGCAGUUUGGCGUAACACUGGUGACCUACGAACUGUUACAGAGAUGGUUCUAUGUUGACUUUGGAGGACAUCGUCCUGCUGGAUCUGAGCCCACUCACAAACCUACAAUCAAGGACCUUCCCUCUGUGACUCCAGACCACCUGGGUGGUUACCGUCUGGCCGCCACAACCUUUGCUGGCGUGGAGAGAAAAUUUGGCCUGCACCUGCCUAAGUUUAAGCCUUCCGGAGAGGUGACAAUCACAUCAGCGACGUCCAAAGCAGAGCCUCAAGCCUCAUAAACAGUCACUUCUCGUGAGGGCUGCAUGCUCUUUCAGCCCUCAUUUCCUCCUUUACUUAACCACAUUUCGAUUCAAUGCAUAGAAGUGGUUGUCUUACUAUAAAUGCUGCAUGGGUAUGGCUUUAAUUGCAUUUUCUUUGCAUAGCUUGCACAAUUUUUUUGUACAUCUUGUACUUCUCCACAGAGGGACAUUAUGGCAUUACAAAGGAUUGUCACUGCGCUUUUCUGGUGUGCAUGUGUGACUUGCAUUUAAGAGACAUGAGGAUGUACAGAUAUUUUCAAAGUAUUUAUUUUGAAAUCAUGACCAGGGGGACUUGGGAAAUUAUUUAAAUGUAUUUAUUGUAUUUUACUGAAAUAAAUCAUUGAAACUGUUGAUUGCUAUUGUGAAAUGUACAUUCUCUGUUUUGACACCAAUCUCUAUUCAGAGCCCAUCACCGUACAUGACAAACGUGGAAAUCACCGAGCAGUUACAGCAUACAUAACCACCCUAUUCAACAUGCUGGGGUGAUAUUCCAACCAUCCCGGAUCCAACUCGAGCUGCGCUGAUUAAGAGGCAAGAAGUGCAGUAUAAAACAACAUCUUGGUAGAAAGACUUUGACAUUUCACUAUUUUACAAACAAGUGUUUAUGUUAUCCAGUCUAAAAGAACAGAGAUGGCGACGUGGGCUACAGCUAUGAGAUGUUUACAUUCCUGGGUGUUUAGAGAUGUGAUUGCUUUACUACAACUUUGGUGGAAAUGGAGAACAGCUCUUACUGAUUUUCCUGAAUAUGCUGAAAGUGGAGCACCGACUUAACUCAUAAUUAAGGCUGCUAUGCUGUAAAUAAAAGUGGGUAAAGACGUGACAAUCAAGAUUUAAAUUAAACUUUAAGGCAUCUGGUUGAAGAAAAGAUGACUGUUUUGUGAAUAUGGCUUUGGGUUAGUGUCUGAGGUUCAUAGCCCUGUCGCUUGGCUUAUUCA
Oreochromis niloticus (Nile tilapia) is the source of this 3371-nucleotide messenger RNA. Its product is annotated as calcium-binding mitochondrial carrier protein Aralar1. Lineage: Eukaryota; Metazoa; Chordata; Actinopteri; Cichliformes; Cichlidae. The record is from RefSeq and is a predicted model, not a curated record. Gene Ontology annotation, biological process: malate-aspartate shuttle; aspartate transmembrane transport; L-glutamate transmembrane transport. Bases 382 to 2415 code for a protein of 677 amino acids. Gene Ontology annotation, molecular function: L-aspartate transmembrane transporter activity; L-glutamate transmembrane transporter activity; calcium ion binding. The transcript has 18 exons.